AUGUCGCCAACCACAGAACUUUUUCGACCAUAUCUUGCCAGACAUGCAAACUUGAGAGGCAUUGGCGACGACAGGCCUACCGCUCUUGAGAUUGUUCAAGAUCUGAAAGCUGAAGGAACGCUCAAGAAUGCUGUCAUUCUAAUCACCGGAUGCUCUGCCGGCCUUGGAGUUGAGACUGCAAGGGCUUUGUACUUGACUGGUGCUAAGCUUUACUUGACAUUUCGCAACCUUAAGAAAGGCCGGGUUGCUAUAGAGGCUAUAACCAAAGGCGCACCAGCUGGACAGACGAUCGAAUUCUUGAACCUGGACCUGGGCGAUCUUGAAAGUGUACGAGCAGCAGCUGCUGAAUUCAAGUCUCGAAGCGACAGGCUUGAUAUCUUGAUCAACAACGCAGGUGUUAUGGCAGCGCCUCAGGGAAGGACCAUUAGUGGUUUCGAGACGCACAUGGGAAGCAACCACUUCGGCCAUUUCCUGCUGUUCGAGCUACUGAAGCCUCUUCUUCUGUCAUCAGCUUCGCCUGAGCGUAAGUCUCGCGUCAUCAACCUGUCUAGUAGUGGCCAUCUCAUAAGCCCCGUCCGCUUUGACGACAUGGAGUUUGCAAAGGAAGGAAGCUACGACCCCUAUGUCGCUUAUGGACAGAGCAAGACAGCAAACAUCUACAUGGCCAACUACAUUGACAGAGUCUAUGGCGAGCAUAUUCGUGCUGUUUCGGUCCAUCCCGGUGUCAUUCUCUCGACUGAACUCAUGCGCCACCAAAAGGUUGAAGAUCUUCAGAGCAUUGGUGACCCAGAGUACUUCAGAAAGAUUGAGUGUAAUGCACAACAGGGUGCUGCUACCACUGUAUGGGCUGCUCUGAGCCCUUACUUCGAGACCCACGGUGGAAUGUACUUGGCGGAGGUUGGAGUCGCUCCAGCACUUGCAGAGGACGAGGGCAUUGGAAGAUGUGGCUAUGCCACUUAUGCAUAUGAUAAGGCAGCGGAGGACCGUUUAUGGGAAAUCAGCUCGAACGCAGUCGGACUAUAG
Aureobasidium uvarum is the source of this 1023-nucleotide messenger RNA. The record is from the annotation of a GenBank genome assembly. Lineage: Eukaryota; Fungi; Ascomycota; Dothideomycetes; Dothideales; Saccotheciaceae.